CGCCCUCUUCUUUUGCUGCUGCGGGUCCGCAGAUGCAGUUGGCGAAUCCCUCGGGUUGAUACCAGCCCUGCCGGGCGGGGAGCGCUGCCUGCCCAGGACCUGAAGGGAACUACAAGGUCCAGGAUGCCGCGGGCCGUCGUGGGGCGGUGUCGGGUUCCGUGCGCGGCACGCCGCACACUGCGCACAGCAUGGCCGGCUUCGCCGAUUUGAACCUCCCGCAGGAGCUGGACAAGAAGUCCCUGCAGAGCUUGCUAGAAGCUGCAGCGCACUUGGGAUAUUCUGCAGUUGCUCUUAAUCAUGUCAUCGAUUUUAAAGAAAAGAAACAGGAAAUUGUCAAGCCAGUAUCUCUUUCGGAGUUGUUUCCAUCUUUGCCUAUUGUACAAGGGACAUCUAAAAGAAUUAAAGUAUUAACCCGGCUAACACUUGUUGUUUCUGAUCCUUCUCACUGUAAUCUCUUAAGGUCAACAUCUGCAAAUAUAAGGUUAUUUGACAUCAUAGCAGUAUUUCCAAAGACUGAGAAACUGUUCCAUAUUGCUUGCACAACUCUAGACGUGGACCUGGUAUGCAUAAAUGUAACAGAAAAGCUGCCGUUCUACUUCCGAAGGCCCCCUGUGAAUAUGGCAAUAGAUCGAGGCAUUUGCUUUGAACUUCUUUAUACGCCUGCCAUCAAAGACUCCACAAUGAGAAGAUACACAAUUUCAAAUGCACUCAGCCUGAUGCAGAUCUGCAAAGGGAAGAACAUUGUUAUAUCUAGUGCAGCUGAAAGGCCUCUGGAACUACGAGGUCCUUACGAUGUGGCUAAUCUAGGUUUGCUGUUCGGCUUGUCAGAAAGCGAAGCCAAGGCAGCUGUGUCUACCAACUGCAGAGCCACCAUACUCCAUGGAGAAACUCGGAAGAGUGCCUGUGGGGUAGUGUACACAGUGAAGAAGCCUCGUAAGGUUGAGGAGGAAGAAACAACACUGCCAGCCUUCAAAAAAGCUAAAACUCAAGCUUGAGGACUGGACCAAUUGUCAACAGGAGCCUCCAUCCCAUCUUUACCCAGUGCUCAGUCUUCCCAUCACCCUCCAGGCAGCCCAGUUCCUCCCUUACUGCUUCAUUUAGCCUGGACAAGAACUAUUCUUCUGGUGAUCCAAGUAGAGAGAGCUGUGGUAGUGAGACUGCUGAGUGCUAGUUCACCACAUCUCAAAGGUGCUGGCCUUCUAACCACGUCUUGCAUCUUCUGAAGUCAGUGCAAACUCCAGACAACGUUUGUAAUACAUGGACAUGUUCAGCUGUACAGGUGCAGUCCUUUUUUAUUAAAAUUGUUUAUAAGAACA
Pogoniulus pusillus (Red-fronted tinkerbird) is the source of this 1316-nucleotide messenger RNA. RefSeq names its product ribonuclease P/MRP subunit p30 (gene RPP30). Gene Ontology annotation, molecular function: structural constituent of ribosome; RNA binding. Gene Ontology annotation, cellular component: ribosome; nucleolar ribonuclease P complex. The transcript is spliced from 11 exons. Gene Ontology annotation, biological process: translation; tRNA processing. The record is from RefSeq and is a predicted model, not a curated record. Lineage: Eukaryota; Metazoa; Chordata; Aves; Piciformes; Lybiidae. The coding region runs from base 189 to 995 and encodes 268 amino acids.